AUAAAAAUUAUGUAUGUAGGCAUUAUCACGUGCAAUUUUCUGGUAUCCAUUUUUUAUACUUAAUACAUCGUUGCCAACUUAUUUUUCUCAACGUUGACUCCGUAGGAAACUCGAAUCGAACCGAAAAAGGAAAUGGUAUUGGACUGUUUUUAGUACUUGGUAGUACUAACUAUAUGUUGAAAAUAUUUUGCCUCAACAAGUGUAUUGUCAUAACAAAUAUUGUAAUGCGUGUAUCGAUGAUUUCUGCACAGAACAAAUAUUCUUCUCUUACGAGAAUUAUUACUGCUCUUAGAAACUGAGCCAUUCUUUAUCUUGAGUGACAACUAACUUCAAAAUAUUGCUUAUCUAACCAAGUAUGGAUUAAAAUUUGUUAAAAUGAAGCUGAAGUGGUACAGUUGUUAUCAUCUAUUAUUUCCGAAUUGAUAUUCUUUCAAACGGAACGUAACAUUAUCAAGAAAAUGUAUAGACCAAAAGAAGCAAGGAAACCUAACGCAAAAACAUUAUUUUAUAAUUGGACUAGAAAUUAAGUGGACAAACAAUGGUUAAUACAUUAAAGCAAAUCAUGGUAGUAUAACUAAUGAUGAUAUUAAUUUGUAAAAUAUUCCAAAGAAAAAUGUGAGUCUUAGUGUUCUGAAUUGUAAAUGUGUUUUAAAGUUUUAUCAGCCUUGCAAUCUUAAGGGAUACAUAUCUAAAGAUAUCAGAAAUAUUAUUACAAAUAGUCAAACUAAAAAACUUGGGAAAACAAAGUGAUUUUAUUCCAAUGAGUAAUAAUAAAGAAUUUCUAUUAUGAACAAAAAAUAAUGAGAAUAAUUUGCCGAUUGUAGACAAUAUACUACUUAUCAAAUCAGCAUAGCUAAUCCAAGCUUUUCAAAUUGGGCUGCUAAUCCUAUUUUAUUAGUGUCUUCAAAGAAUUAUGUCCAUCACCAUGAUCGAAUUAAAUCUGAUAAUGUGUAUAUGAAAUCAGUGAACAAUAUCUGUUUAAAUUCUGGGACUUGGAAACCUACCAUUAUUAUGGAACGGUUAUGCUCUGCUCAAGAAAGCAUGUUCCACAAAUCAUUACAAAAUUCAUCUAACGAAAGAUUGAACGAACUGCUGCCAUUUAGGAAUAACAAAUUGCAAGAUAAAGUGGAAGUAUCCACAGAAAAUGACUUACAUAUUAAAACGACUGCAAACAAUGAAUUAGACAUAAUGGAUUUGCAUACAGAAAAAAUCACUUAUGAAACAAAGAAUGAUAUCAUGGAUAGAAGCAAUUCUUUAAGAAAAAAAGAACAAAAUGCAUUAAGAAAUAUUGAGAUGUCAACUUCCAUUCAGGAUAUGAAAAUGUAUUCUAAUAAAAAAGAAAUUUUGAAAUCAACUGCAUUUACUUUGAGUGAGUCAAAAAAACGAAAUGAAGAUCAAAACUACAUAUUUGUCGAGGAUUUGAAGGACGAGGUUGUUUCUACAUAUAUUUCUACUCAAAUUGGCAACUGUCAUAAUGAAAUUAACAUGUUAUUAAUCCUACAGAUCUUAGAAAAAUGCGUUGCCAAUCUUAGAAGUUUCAACUGUAAAAAGUGUCCCUUUAUGAGUUUAAAUAUAAACUUAAUGAUAAAGCACGUAAAGGAAGAGCAUUCAAGUGUUGCCAAACAGUCAGGACAUAACGUUUACCAUUGCCCUGGUUGUACAAAUACGUUUUACCAUGGUAUUUCUUUAUUUUCACAUAUAGUACACGAUCACAAGGUACAUAAAAGUGAAGCCCAAAUAAUGGUUCAAAUAUUGUGUAAAAAAGAGGAAAUAAGUACAGGCAGUGUUAAUGGUAACGAACACGAAACAUAUAAAAUCAAUUGUCACUACCCGAACGUCGAGGUCAAUGCUCAUUCUGAGAAUCAAUUGACAGUGAAUACUUCAAAUAUUGAUGAUCACGAUUCUUCCGUACACACUUCACGUACAGCAGCAACAGAUAACGUUCAUUUACAAAAGAUUGAAUCUCAAAGAGUCACAGAUACGUGGCUUUCAAAUACUUGUAAUGAAACUGUUAAUAAGGACAAUCGGAAAACAGAUGCCGACUUCCUUGAUAAGUCAAAACCAUCUACAACACUGUCUUUUAAAACAGGUUUUGAAACAAUAUCUCCUAAUGGUCAGUCUCGAGCAGAAAAAGAAGAUUCUGUUCAAGCGCAUCAAGAGGAAUCAAACACAGAUUCAGUAAAGGUAUCCAAAAAUGAUGUAAAACAGGAGAAUACAAAAGUUAAAAUUACUGACAUGAAAUGUAAGAAAUCAAGAGCACUUGGAAGGCAUAAAAAGGCUGAUAAAAAGAAUUCUGAAUCAAAGCAGCUGGGAUACAAAUGCAAUAUAGAAAAUUGCAGUAUUCAUAUGUUUGCUCAGGAGAAUAUUUUAUACCACCAAAGAUGUCAUUCUACUGUUGAAGAUAAAAAUAUUAUAACAUAUCAGUGUCCAGAAUGCAUGGAGUUUAAAUCCAGCAAUUGGAAUAAUAUGGCAGGUCAUUUGUGGAGGUCACAUAUUGUAGAUAUGGAAUUACAUUCUUGUGACGUAUGUAGUUACAAAACACCAAGUUUAAAAAUUUUAAUGAACCAACACCGAGCCAUUCAUGGAAGUGACAGACCAUACUUGUGCGAUAACUGUGGAAAAGGAUUUAAAACGACAAAACAAUUAAGAAAUCACAGAUCUUUACACAAAACCAAGAAACAAUUGCUCGAAUGUGGUGAGUGUCUAAGAAUUUUUACAAAUCCAAGGCUCUUGAAGUUGCACAAAGAGUCAGUUCAUAAAGAUUCUAAACCAUAUAUGUGUAACUUUUGUGCGUACUCUGCUUCAACGAGAAGUGCAUUGAAACUUCACUUAAGAAGGCAUACUGGCGAAAAGCCAUUCACAUGUGAACAAUGCCCUUAUUCAACUGGUGAUCAUAAUUCAUUUCGGAGGCAUAAAUUGAGGCAUUUAGGUUUGAAACCAUAUAGCUGUCCUCAUUGCAGUUAUGCUAGCAUACAAUCCUCAACAUACAAGGUUCACCUAAAAAAUAAACAUCCAGGUUUGGAUCAUGGCAUUAUGUUUUCAUGUCAGUAUUGUUCAUAUCGAUCGGUAAAACAAGAAAAUUUAUUAACACAUAUGGCAAAACAUGAACAGGGAGUGCCAAAAUCUGAAAAGGUCAAGGUACUGACAGUAAAUAGCCAAAAAAUGUAAGGUAUUCAUAUGCAAUUUCAUAUACACUGCAGAAUUUAUUCCAGUUAUUGUACAUACUUAAUUUGGGUAAGAAAAAUCAUUUAUUUUUGGUUUUAUCAUUUUAUAGACAUUUUAUAUAAGUCAAUUGAAAUAAAUGAAAUAA
Molecule: messenger RNA, 3310 nt
Organism: Orussus abietinus
Lineage: Eukaryota; Metazoa; Arthropoda; Insecta; Hymenoptera; Orussidae
Product: zinc finger protein 658
Exons: 9
Coding region: 955-3168 (737 amino acids)
Biological process (GO): regulation of transcription by RNA polymerase II
Cellular component (GO): nucleus
Molecular function (GO): DNA-binding transcription activator activity, RNA polymerase II-specific; RNA polymerase II cis-regulatory region sequence-specific DNA binding
Source: RefSeq, a predicted model, not a curated record